Messenger RNA from Eucalyptus grandis, 1110 nucleotides. Its product is annotated as flavin-containing monooxygenase FMO GS-OX-like 3. The record is from RefSeq and is a predicted model, not a curated record. NCBI's taxonomy places the organism in Eukaryota, Viridiplantae, Streptophyta, Magnoliopsida, Myrtales, Myrtaceae. Gene Ontology annotation, molecular function: NADP binding; flavin adenine dinucleotide binding; N,N-dimethylaniline monooxygenase activity.
CUGCCCCACGAGGUGAUGGGGAUCAGGGACUACCCGUUCCUGCCGAGGGCGGACGGGUCGGGCAACCCGAGGAGGUACCCCGGUCACGAGGAGGCGCUGGCGUACUUGGAGGAUUUCGCGAGGGAGUUCGGGCUUGAAGAAGUGGUGAGGUUCGAGGAGGAGAUUGUGGGGGUCGGGAAGGCCGAGGAGGGUGGAAAGUGGAAGGUGUCAUCGAGGAUGAGGAGUGGCGGCGGCGGCGGAGGUGGCGGCGGAGAAGAGGAGGUUUUUGAUGCGGCGGUUGUCUGUAACGGGCAUUACACGGAGCCCCGAAUCGCCGAAAUCCCCGGCAUUGAUCUGUGGCCGGACUAUCGUACACCCGAGCCAUUUCAGGAUCUAGUUGUUGUUUUGAUAGGGAGUGCUGCAAGUGCCGUGGACGUCUCUCGGGACAUCGCCAAGGUUGCCAAAGAAGUUCAUGUGGCAUCUAGAUCAUAUGAAUACGACACUCUUGGAAUGCAAUCCGGCCAUGAUAAUAUGAGGCUUCAUCCCAUGAUCGAGAAGGCCCAUGAAGAUGGUAAAGUCACCUUCCUUGACGGGAGUUCUGUAGACGCUAAUGUCAUUCUACAUUGCACUGGGUACAAAUAUCAUUUCCCUUUUCUUGAAACCAAUGGAAUUGUGUCCGUAGAUGACAAUCGUGUCGGACCUUUAUAAAAGCACGUAUUCCCACCACAUCUAGCGCCUUGGCUAUCAUUUGUAGGAUUGCCAUGGAAGGUCGUACCAUUUCCCCAGUUUGAAUAUCAGAGCAGGUGGAUUGCCGGUGCUUUGUCUGGUAGAAUCGCUCUUCCAUCAGAGGAGGAGAUGAUGGAAGAUGUAGAAGAUUUGUACUCUGAACUCGAAGCUCUGGGUAUACCAAAGCGAUAUACUCAUAACUUAGCCAGCUCUCAGUUUGAGUACAACGAUUGGCUCGCGAUACAGAGCGGAUCUCGACCGUCUGAGGAAUGGAGGAAGGAAAUGUACUCAGAAAGUAUGAGGAAGAUGCGAGCCCGACCCGAGGUGUACCGUGAUGAGGAGAUUGACGAGACAUUGAUUUCAGAAGCACACGAGGACUUCGCCAAAUUCCCUUUGCGUCGAUGA